GGUUGUUGUGAUAGGUUGUGAUGCACUUCGCUUAUCGUUUGAUUUUUGAGCUUGGAAAUAAAACAAACAAGUUGAUUGUAACUGUCAAAGUGUUUAGUGAGAAAGAUUUUGCCUAGAAAGUGUCAAGUUUCGCUACACUCAAAAUGAAGAAGGACGAAUUGGAUGUUGUGAAACUCAACGAUUUCCCGAAUGAGGUUUUAGCAAUGAUCUUCGCUAGAAUUCCUUUCGUAGAUCGACUCCAAAUAAGUCGCGUCUGUCACCGUUGGAACCAGCUCAUAUUCCGCUACUUUGGUGAUCAGAUUCUGCUGAAAAUGGACGGUCAAGGAAUGACCCUCUCCAAUAACCGGCCAGGAUGGCUUUCGGAGCGCAACUAUCGGAACAUUUCUUUGAAAGUGGACAAGAAUCAUCUCGAUUUAGAUAAUGCCUUUAACGGUAUUCAGAACAAGCUGGUCUAUUUGAGCGUCCAUAUUGUUGACUGUCCUCCAGAAAAUGUAGAUGGAUUUCAACAGUUAUUGCCCAAGCUGAUCAACUUGAAGAUCUUAAAAAUGUCGCAAACUGAAGAAGAUUUCAAGACAUUUUCCACCACAAUUUUCGGCCUAACCACCAUCGAAAGCUUAACGAUCACGUUCGAAGGUCACGUAAUUCGAUCGUUACGACUACUGGAAGGACUCCGCCGAAUGUCAAGUCUCAAAAAGCUCCACCUCCAAGCCGCUUCCUUCAGCUAUCCCCGGAACUUCCACAUUCAACCGGUGCCGCAGGUCGAGCAGCUCAAAUUUCGCAAAAUAUUGGCCGCCAACUUUCGGAAAUACUCGCUGGCGUUCCCAAACUUGAAGGUUUUAGACAUUUUUUCCAUGAAGCGAACGGACGAGCUGUUGACGGAUUUGACGAGGGCUUGGCCAGCCCUGGAGGUUCUGACGCUGCGUGUAAAUUUGGGAUUUUUGAAGAGCUUUACGCUGGGGAUACUUUUAAAAUUGAAGAAACUUCGAAAACUUUGCUUGCUGGAUGUUGCCAAUCAGCUGCCGGAAGAGACCUCAAAUUAUUUGAGGUCUUUGAGUGAUGAGCAGCCGGAUUUCUCCCUACUUGGAGUUUUGCUUGAGAUUCCAACUCUCAAAGAGCUACACGUUGACGGAAAGUGGACCGGUUCAGUGCCAACUGUCAAUCCGUCCUGUCAGCUGUUCAUCAACGGAGUGCAUCAUCCUCGUUAGACUACUGGAAAUUGGUGUAAAAAUCUAGCAUAUUAAUAAAUGAACAUGAUUAACGCUGUUUUAAUUUUAACUUAAUCAUAAUCUUUGAAAAAAUAAUAAACUAACCUUAAAAUUCUCGA
This is a messenger RNA of Culex pipiens pallens (northern house mosquito), 1324 nucleotides long. RefSeq lists its product as uncharacterized. The record is from RefSeq and is a predicted model, not a curated record. Gene Ontology annotation, molecular function: protein binding. Lineage: Eukaryota; Metazoa; Arthropoda; Insecta; Diptera; Culicidae. The transcript is spliced from 3 exons. The coding region runs from base 144 to 1205 and encodes 353 amino acids.